AUGUCGGAUCUCAAACUUGUCGAAUUGGACUCGGUGGAAAUCCUAGUCAUCAUCGACAAUGAACUCGAUCCCAUCUCCGCUUCGCCGAAUCCGAGUAUCCAACAGUCGGGGAAUCUCAAGGAUAUUGCCCUCGCCAAUGGACCUGUCACGGACGGGAGAAGUAGUAAUGGAGAUGAAGUUUAUGAGGUUCGUAUGGAUAAGAUCUGUUGCAGUGCCCAUGGUCUUUCAUUGAUGAUCACUGGAACUGCGAAUGGAAAGCAACAUACCAUCCUCUUUGAUACCGGUCCUGAGGAGUCUGCUUGGGAAAGGAAUGCGAGGCGAUUGAAUGUUGAUCCUGGUUUGAUUGAGAGGAUUCAUCUCUCUCAUUGGCAUCGUGAUCAUUCGGGCGGGAUGCCGCAAGUUCUGCGAAUGAUCCACCAAGCAAGAGAGAAGGAUACUACGCCCAAGGAAAAGCAGCUAGAUCCUGUCACGGUCGAUCUACAUCCAGCUCGACCGAUUGGGAGGGGAACUCACCGUCCAGGAGGGCCGAUUAUUUCCCUUGAAGUGGAUCCUUCAUUCGAGGAAAUUGAAGCUUUGGGAGGGAAAGUUAGCAAGAAUGACCAGGCGCAUACAGUCCUUGAUGGAAUGUUUCUGAUAUCGGGAGAGAUUCCACGGGUGACCGGCUAUGAAAAGGGACUCAAGGCUGGGGUGAGAUUCAAUGGAAAGGAAUGGGAAGAGGAUUUGCUGAUCCAAGAUGAGAGACUGGUCAUGUGCAAGGUGAAAGGCAAAGGAAUUGUCAUGUUCACGGGCUGCAGCCACGGCGGCGUGAUUAAUGCUUCCAAGUAUGCAGUAUCAUUAGGCGGCGGGUCGCCAUUGUAUGCGGUCAUGGGAGGAUUCCAUCUUGCAGACGCCGGACCGGAUGAUAUUCAAGCAACCGUAGAUGCAUUCCAAGAACUUGACGCAAAGGCAUUGCUGGCUGGGCACUGUACGGGCUGGAGGGCCAAGUAUMGCAUUGAACAGGACAUGCCGGGGAGACUGGUGCCCAGUUUCGUGGGGAGUCGCUUUGUGAUUGAUGCAGGAGGGAUGGAAUCGUGA
Messenger RNA from Ramularia collo-cygni, 1074 nucleotides. RefSeq names its product related to metallo-beta-lactamase superfamily protein. Gene Ontology annotation, molecular function: transferase activity. The transcript is spliced from 2 exons. Bases 1 to 1074 code for a protein of 357 amino acids. NCBI's taxonomy places the organism in Eukaryota, Fungi, Ascomycota, Dothideomycetes, Mycosphaerellales, Mycosphaerellaceae. The record is from RefSeq and is a predicted model, not a curated record.